AUGACGAUUCUCAACUACUACUAUCUUGUUAUGUCAUCAGAUGAGCCAUCCACGUCUUCUACAGUAACCCAAAAAGAUAACACAGUACCCCUUUGUACUGUAUGUGGUGACGUAGCGAAUGGUAAAAGAUACGGUACAUGGGCAUGUCUAGGGUGUAUCGUGUUCUUUCGGAGGACCGUUUUGAGGAAAAUGAAGUAUAAAUGUCAAAGAGAGGAAAGAUGUGAGGUUACUGUAGACCAAAAUUUGGACCUAAACGUUUUUGUGGACCUUCAAAAAGAUCAAUGGGAAAAUCAUAAAAACCAUGUGGAAGAGGAGGAAAAAUUUUCAGAUGGAUGUGUUUUUAUGAAGAAUACCUAUCAUCGUCGUGCCACGUCGUCAGAUAUCAACUUAUCACUAAAAUUAGCUAUCCAAGAUUCAAAUUCCUUUGCUUCUCAAUUCCAAUUUUUUCGAGAGCUUUCCGAAGAAAAUCGGAUAAAAGUUUUAAGAGAAUUCUCAAUUGGAUUCAUGAUUUUGGACCAAGCCGUAAGAACUAAAAAUGAUGCAGAUCCGGGAUUUUGGAUUCUUCAAAAUGACAGUUUUUUGGGAUUACACCCAGAUUUCAAAUUUGAGGAAAUGGACGAAAAUUUGGAAAAUUUGGAGAAAGAAAAGUGA
Molecule: messenger RNA, 651 nt
Organism: Caenorhabditis briggsae
Lineage: Eukaryota; Metazoa; Nematoda; Chromadorea; Rhabditida; Rhabditidae
Exons: 3
Coding region: 1-651 (216 amino acids)
Biological process (GO): regulation of DNA-templated transcription
Molecular function (GO): sequence-specific DNA binding; zinc ion binding; DNA-binding transcription factor activity
Source: RefSeq, a predicted model, not a curated record